Drosophila willistoni is the source of this 911-nucleotide messenger RNA. It is a transcript of the gene ND-24, whose product is annotated as NADH dehydrogenase [ubiquinone] flavoprotein 2, mitochondrial. Gene Ontology annotation, molecular function: NADH dehydrogenase activity. The coding region runs from base 108 to 836 and encodes 242 amino acids. The record is from RefSeq and is a predicted model, not a curated record. The transcript is spliced from 3 exons. Gene Ontology annotation, biological process: mitochondrial electron transport, NADH to ubiquinone. Lineage: Eukaryota; Metazoa; Arthropoda; Insecta; Diptera; Drosophilidae.
UACUGGGAAAACAUUGGGUUGAGGUUAAAAGUUUUCAUUGGGAAACAAAUUCCCAUAUAUUUUGUUUUGAUUUCCCAAAUAGAAAACUGUGUGCGUGAGGAGCAACAAUGUUGGCGAAGUGUGCAACGAGGACAUUGGCCAAUGUGUACGGUGGCCUGCGUGCCAUUGCUACCAGCAGUGUUCAACGGAGCGACAAUCUCUUCGUCCACCGCGACACCCCCGAGGAUAAUCCCAACAUACCAUUCGAGUUUACCGCUGAGAACAAGAAGCGUGUGGAGGCCAUAUUGAGCAUCUAUCCGGAGGGCCAUAAACGCGGCGCCAUGAUACCGCUGCUGGAUCUGGCACAGCGCCAAUACGGCUGGCUACCCAUUUCGGCCAUGCACAAGGUUGCCGAGAUUCUGGAUCUUCCCAAUAUGCGUGUCUACGAGGUGGCCACCUUCUAUACGAUGUUCAUGCGCAAGCCCACAGGCAAAUAUCACAUCCAAGUGUGCACCACCACACCCUGCUGGCUGCGUGGCUCCGAUGAGAUUCUCGAGACAUGCAAGAAGCAGCUCGGCAUUGGCGUUGGGGACACCACCAAGGAUAAGAAGUUCACGAUCUCCGAGGUGGAGUGCUUGGGUGCCUGUGUCAAUGCCCCUAUGGUGGCGGUGAAUGAUGACUAUUAUGAAGAUUUAACCGCCAAGGACAUGCAGGAUAUUUUGAGUGACCUUAAAGCUGAUAAAAUUUCGCCACCGGGACCACGCAAUGGACGCUUUGCCAGCGAACCAGCCGGCAAUGCCACAUCCUUGACAGAAGAGCCAAAGGGUCCAGGUUUUGGUCUACAAGCUGGUCUCUAAAUUUAGUUGCAAAUCAUGUUAAACUGUAACUAGCGGUAAAUGAAAUUGGAAUAAACUUUAAGCAAAUCCACUAAA